AUGCCUAAAACAAAAAGGAGUAACGGAAAAUCCGACAAAAAUGACGGAGACGAGCCGGAGAUUUUCGUCGUUCCAUCUUCCAGUACCGAAUCACAACAAGACGAAAAAGAAGAAGAAGAAGAAAACGACGGCGUAGAAAAUGUUCAGGAGGAAUACGUAAGAGAUACGGACGAAGAAGAAGAAGAAGAAAAGGCCGCGGAGGGCAAAGCCGGUAAUAAUACUAAUCGCCGAGGCAGGGACGAGAAAUUGGAAGUACAGAAGAAGGUUUAUAGAAGAAAGGGGAAGAAAGGAGAUGAAAAUAGAGAAAAUGAAGCAAAAAAGUCAAAGCAAAGUGAGAGUGAAAAUUUGAAAAUAUAUAUGAGGAAGAAGAAGGUCAAAAAUGGGAAGGAAAAAGAAGAGGAGGAGCAGAAUGUUGCAAAAACAGCUAAAAGGGAAAAGGAUAAUACCGAGAAAAAGAUGAAGGAGAAGAAUGAAAAAGGAAGAAUAGGCAAAAAUGCAAAGAGCAAUGGAGAUUCGACUCGUGGAUGCAAAAUUGAGAACAAGAAGAAGAAAAAUGAAGAGGAAGGAGGACAAAAAGUAGCCAAAAAGGCGAAGAGCAAUGGUGAUUCGAGUUGCGGAGGCAAAAAUGAGAACAAGAAGAAGAAAAGAGAAGAGGAAGGAGGACAAAAAGUGGCAAAAAAGGCGAAGAGCAAUGGAGGGAGAGGAGGAGGAGGAGGAGGAGGAGGAGGAGGAGGAAAAGCAACAAAAAAGGCUAAGAGCAAUGGCGAUUCGAGUAGGUCGAAAAAAGAAGAGAAAAAAAUGAAGAAAACAGAGAAUAAGAAGGAAGGAAAUGAAGAAGCUGAAGAAAAGGGAGUGAAAAGGGCACAGAGUAAUGGGUCUACAAGUCGAGCUACAAAAGAGAAGAUGAAAAGGGAGAAGGAGGAAAACGAGGGUAAAGCAAGUAAUGGGAAGGUAGAAAAUGGAGCAAGGUGCAAUGGUGACACCCCUUUGAAGAAAUUAAAGGCAAAGAAGAAAAGGGAAGAUGAUGAAGAGGAGGAACAUGAGAAGAGUGAAAGUGCUCUUAAUCAGUUUCCUCAUAAUCGAAUCCAUCGAAUAAUAAAGGACGAAAAUUCUGAUAUGAGGAUGUCCCAAGAAGCAACAUUUGUUGUUAACAAAGCUACGGAGAAAUUUCUUGAAGUAUUUUGCAGGGAGGCUUAUGCUUGUUCUUUUCUGGAUCGCAACAAUUAUGUUGGAUAUGACCAUCUCUCUUCAGUUGUUUCCAAACGACACAGAUUUGACUUUCUUUCAGAGUUUGUUCCGCAGAAAGUAAGAGCUGUAGAUGCAUUGGCUGAAAUCCCCAAGGCUGAGGAGACAUGAUCUCGCCGAUCUGGAAUUGAUGCUUUAUACAAUUUAUUGUUGUUCGUACAUGACAUCAUUUUUGCACCAACUAUUGAGAGCAGUAACAUAGUUUUCCCAGUUUGCUAAUACAGGAUAUAGGGGGAGAAGGUUACGGGAAAGGGGAAACGAACCUGGGGUUUUGGGGUGGUGAAUGGGCCAUUCUGUUCUAAUCAAAUUGGUUUCCUAUCUUUGCAGAGCUUAUGACUGUAAAUAAACAUGUAUCUAAGCUCUUGAACAUUUAGCUUGACUUAAUGAUAGAUGUUGACGAGUUCUGAUCAGGUAUGAUGUAUCUCAAUGCAUGUGCUUGGAUCAUAAUGUCAUAUUUGUAGGUAAAACCUCAUUGUGAUACUAUGCGUCUGUGCCUCUGUGAAGACUGAAGAGACAUGUCCACUGCUUAAUCCCGUUAACUUGUGGAUUGAAGAAGUCACUUCUUUUCUUUUCUCUGCUUUUAAGCUUUCGUUUAUCAUAGAUACCAUUACCAUAUGAAGAACAAACAGAUUUACAAUAUAUGGACAUUUUGAUAA
Messenger RNA from Nicotiana tabacum (common tobacco), 1901 nucleotides. The record is from RefSeq and is a predicted model, not a curated record. NCBI's taxonomy places the organism in Eukaryota, Viridiplantae, Streptophyta, Magnoliopsida, Solanales, Solanaceae.